UAAUAUCCACCAGAAUCCAUAUCAUGAUACCCUCAGAGUAAAUAAAUUAAUCACCCCAGCCAGAAUGUCUACAAACACCAUAGCCACCGCUCAUCCCCAAAACCCCAUCUCCUGCGAACCAUGUCGACAGAAGAAAUGCAAAUGUGACCGACUCCUUCCGACCUGCACACAAUGUGCCACCACGCCAUCCUCGCAGAGCAGAUGUAUAUACCCUGAGAGUGGGAAACGAGGUCUUCCGCAAGGGUACAUAACCCAUCUUGAGCAUCGUCUCGCCGCCACAGAAGCGGCUCUGUUCUCCGUGUAUUCCCAAAUACGGGCUGGGAGUCCUGUGCAACCACAGGGGCAAUCCCACAUACCGGAGGGCACUCUUCCUGUUCCUGUUGAUGCGGUGGCUGCGUCGAGGGGAAGUCGGACGGAAAAUAUGGCUGAGUGGCAGGCGUUGCCGUUGACAGCUGGAGGAGAGUUGGAAAGAUGGUGGGGGGUAAAGAAAAGGGCUUGGGGGGUAGAGAUCGAAGAUGGGGGUGGCUCUUCUGGUGGCUUUGGGCAAGAGAGUGAGAAGGGAGCGUUGGCUGAGGCCCGGAAUGGACCGGACACAGGGGGAAGGGAAUCGAACUUAGAAUUAGACAGUGGGAAGAUGACUAGAGCGGAGAGGCUGGCAAGGCUGGAAUCGAGGGUAUAUUUUUGAACUGUCAUUUUACUCUAAACCGAUUGAGUAUGUCCAUGUGGAUCAUAUUGGGUGUAGGAUGUAUCGUCCCUUGGUGUACAUGAUAUGAA
Messenger RNA from Aspergillus pseudotamarii, 774 nucleotides. Its product is annotated as Zn(II)2Cys6 transcription factor domain-containing protein. The transcript is spliced from 4 exons. The coding region runs from base 65 to 685 and encodes 206 amino acids. The record is from RefSeq and is a predicted model, not a curated record. Gene Ontology annotation, cellular component: nucleus. Gene Ontology annotation, biological process: regulation of DNA-templated transcription. Gene Ontology annotation, molecular function: zinc ion binding; DNA-binding transcription factor activity, RNA polymerase II-specific. NCBI's taxonomy places the organism in Eukaryota, Fungi, Ascomycota, Eurotiomycetes, Eurotiales, Aspergillaceae.